AUGCACCAAGCGUGCACUCAUCUAGCCAUCCUCCAGGUAACCAAAGCAGCUCUAAAACCUCAAUCCUCCCAACCUGAACUACUCCAGGUUCAUCCUGGAGUCUUGGCCAUGGCAGCCGUGGACUGGUCCUCGCUCCCGUGCGACCUCGUCCGCCGCGUCGCCGACUGCUUCCUCGCCGCCAACGACGUGGACUGCUACAUGGACCUCCGCGCCGUCUGCGGCAGCUGGCGCUCCGCCACCGACGACCCCAAGGACGGCCCGGACGACCCUCGCUUCCGCCCCCGGCAGUGGGUCGUGCUCGACGACGACGUCUUCCGGAGAGAGGACACGCGCCUCCUGGUGAACACCCACACCGGCCGCUUCCUCCGCAAGGGGCUCCCUCUGCUGGGCGGCUACCGCUACCGCUACCGGCACGUCGCCACCGCUCUCGGUGGAUUCUUCGUGCUGGCGGACUACGACGACUACAACGCCGCUCGCGUCCUCAACCCUUUCACAGGCCACAUGAUCCAUUUCAUGGCGAAGGCGCCCUCCGACAUGGUGGAUGCUGCUGCUGUCAUCGGGUCACCCCCCACCCUCAUCUUGCUCUGCGACUCGGAUCAUGCGCUAUACAUGGCUGACCCUGGCAGUACAAGUUUUGCUUUGUACCAAGAUGAACACGCUUACCAGCUGAUCCGGCUGGCUGUCGCCGGCGGAAUGUAUGCUGACGGCGAGCAGAGACCGGUGCCCCCGCUGCCGGCUACUGUGGCCGAUAAGAUCUUUGACCUGAUGAGGCUGUUCUCUGUUGAUCCGUCCGAGAUGUUCUGUCGUGAUGUUAUUGAGCGUGUUGCCGAUGAUGCUCCUGAGAUUGGGCAUGCAAACAACAGCCGCUGCUUCCUAGUACAAUCUCUGGGAGAAGUGUUAGUUGUCUUCAAGCUGCGGCAUCGCAUGGAGGUUUUCAGGAUGGACUCUGACAGGGGUGUGCUCGAGCCCGUGAAGAGCAUCGGACGUCGCGCCAUCUUCGUCGACUGCUACAGGUGCCUGGCUGUUGAUGCCGACAAGUUCCCAUCUGUUGAGGCCAACUGCAUCUACCACCUAAUAGGUAUGAAUCCACACGGUGAUGAUGUCUACUUCUUUGACGUCUACAAGUAUGACCUCAAGGAUGGGACAGAAGAGAUGGUCUCUGAAGCCAUAAGUUGGUCAGAUCCCCUCGUACGGUGGGAUGCUGACCCUCCUUUCACCGCCGUUCAGCUCCUCUCCAGCUACAACAUUGAAGUCUGGGAUUCUGAACUUGUGACUCAGGAAAUCUGUCGAGUAGAUGUUGAUCAGUUAGUUGAGGAGGAGUUCCCAAUUUGA
Molecule: messenger RNA, 1332 nt
Organism: Triticum turgidum subsp. durum (durum wheat)
Lineage: Eukaryota; Viridiplantae; Streptophyta; Magnoliopsida; Poales; Poaceae
Source: the annotation of a GenBank genome assembly